Musa acuminata subsp. malaccensis (wild Malaysian banana) is the source of this 1522-nucleotide messenger RNA. RefSeq lists its product as uncharacterized. The record is from RefSeq and is a predicted model, not a curated record. NCBI's taxonomy places the organism in Eukaryota, Viridiplantae, Streptophyta, Magnoliopsida, Zingiberales, Musaceae.
GUCUCCAGUUCUCAGUCACGUGAGGACGCAAUCGAUCCUGCCGAUGGGGGUUUGCGGGGGCCGGAAGCGCCCUUUCUUCUUCCUCGUCCUCCCUCUAAUCCUCUUCUUCCCUUUGAUUCUCUCAGUGUCAAAAUUGCAUGAGAGUUCUUCGAUCCAACAAGAGCCGAAGCGAACUCGCCCUAAUAAAUCAGAUCACCUCGUCCUCGGACCCGCUGCCGGUCAGGGUUUGCCCGAUCGCCUCCAAUGCCAAGGCCUCAAAGCUGUCAAUAAGGUCCAUUCUUCAAUCUCACAUGAGGACAUUCAAAUUGGUGACAGCAUUUCAUUUGUCACAGUUUACACAAUUUACAACAGCCCGCGUGGAUCAGACUCUGCAAGGGCGGAUAGUAAAUUAUCUGAUAUGGUAAUUGUUGGAAACAAUUCCUACAGCAAAGCUGAAAGGUCCAUGGCCAUUCUUAUUGCUUUCAUAGACUUCAUACAGGUGUCAAUGCCAAGCAGCAGUGUAAUCAUAUUGACUGAUCCUGCUUCUGAGUUUGCAAUAAGAAAAAAUAAAGCAACAACAUUACCAAUUCCUGGAGAUUACUCACGUGGAAACUUGAUGCUUCAGAGAAUCAGGUCCUACAUUGCAUUCCUAGAAACAAGGCUUCAAGAGCAAUCUAAGGGCCUCGGGAGUACUAUUCACUACAUUUUCACUGAUUCUGAUAUUGCAGUGGUAAAUGACCUUGGGCAUAUAUUUCAGAAAGAUCCUAACUUUCACCUGGCCCUCACUUUUCGUAACAAUAAAGACCAGCCUCUAAACUCAGGUUUCAUUGCAGUAAGAGGCACUCCAGAUGGAAUUUUUAAGGCAAAGAUCUUUUUAGAAGAAGUUGUGAACGUGUACAGCUUGAAAUUUAUGAAGGCCUCCCGCAUGCUUGGUGAUCAGUUAGCUCUUGCAUGGGUAGUUAAGUCUCAUCUUCCAUUUGCUCUAAAGAAGUUUGGUAGGCAUGAAAGCUUCUCUGCUGAGCUAAACGGAGUGUCAAUUCUCUUUUUGCCUUGUGCUGUUUAUAAUUGGACCCCACCUGAAGGCGCUGGGCAGUUUCAUGGCAUGCCCUUGGAUGUCCAGGUUGUCCAUUUCAAGGGGUCGAGGAAGCGAUUAAUGUUGGAAUCUUGGAGCUUCUAUAACUCAACGUCCAAUAUGUCCGACAUGCUCUGCCGCGUUCUAAAAAGCGGAAGGACAAAAUACGACUUCUGAAUUCAGACAAGGUAGAUCAAUUGAUUACUGAGCUGAAGAAAGAUUGGUCACCGUGAACUGGUUUGAGAUGCUGAAAACCUACAAAACAUGUACCGAGGACAUACUCGGUGAGAUUUUCCAGUACAUUAGAACACCACCAAGUUAGAAAAGAAAUAAUAUGGUAAUCAAACUGAGAGGAAGAGAGCUUUACUCUGUGCCGAGUCUCUUUUAUAUCGCCUUCUUACUGUUGUACCAACUCGACCAUGAAAAAAGAGAUUUUUGUAUCUAGGUUAUUUAAGAAAAUAUUUUUGUUUG